Messenger RNA from Ruditapes philippinarum (Manila clam), 1106 nucleotides. RefSeq names its product zinc finger protein 330 homolog. Gene Ontology annotation, cellular component: nucleus. NCBI's taxonomy places the organism in Eukaryota, Metazoa, Mollusca, Bivalvia, Venerida, Veneridae. The record is from RefSeq and is a predicted model, not a curated record. The transcript has 9 exons. Gene Ontology annotation, molecular function: zinc ion binding. Bases 63 to 1049 code for a protein of 328 amino acids.
AAUUUAGUUCAUCGACAGAUGUUGCAAAAUUAGGCCUUUGAAGAAAUUAAAAAUUCGCCAACAUGCCGAAGAAAAAAACCGGCCAGAGAAAGAAGGCUGAAAAACAAAAGGAAAGACAGAGGGAUAUAAGAAAAUCACACAAUGAGCGUCCGAUAGUUGAACGGCCUUGCAACUUUUUAAUGGAAUGUGAGCAGUGUGGGAAAUCACAGAAGAAUCGAGCUUUCUGUUAUUUUUGUAACUCUUUACAAAGACUGCCUGUAUGUGGAGCAUGUGGGAAACAGAAGUGUAUGAUGAAGACAGGGGAUUGUGUGAUUAGACAUCCAGGACAGUACACUACAGGAAUGGCUAUGGUUGGUGCUAUAUGUGAUUUCUGCGAAGCGUGGAUCUGUCAUGGAAGGAAAUGUUUAACAACUCAUGCAUGUACCUGUCCAUUAAUGGAUGCAGUGUGUAAGGAAUGUCAGAGAAGUGUAGAAAAUCAAGGUGGCAGAUUUUUCAGGUGUUCAUUCUGUUGGAAUUUCCUGUGUGAAGAUGAUCAGUUUGAACAUCAGGCUAGUUGUCAACAACUUGAGUCUGACUCGUAUAAAUGUGGCUCCUGCAAUAAACUAGGCCAGUGGUCUUGUCUUAGAUGUAAGAUAUGUUUCUGUGAUGAUCAUGUUAAAAGGAAGGGAUUUAAAUAUGCUCGUGGAGCGGCAUAUCCCUGUCCUAAAUGUGGCCAUGAUACACGAGAGACCAAAGAAUUAGCUAUGACAGCUCGUACAUACGACUUUGGUAGGAAAGGUGUUAACGAGGGUGCUGCGAAGGGAUACACUUAUGACGAUGAUUAUCAGGAUGAAUAUUCCUACAACUUUGGACAAGAAGAAUAUAAAUUUACAGGAUUUGGUGGCGUCUCCUAUGAAGGUGGUGACUAUUCCGAUGACGAUGAUGAAGAUUAUGAGGAUUCGGAUGAAGAGUCUGAAGAAGACGAUGAUGAAGAUGAGGAGGACUCAAAGGAAGGCGAGAAACCCAAAGAUGAAGAUGUGGCAAAAAGUACAGAAAAACUCAAAAUAUGAUGAAAGCAGUUACUUUAGAAAUUUCAGCAAACCUUAUUUAAAAUUCAAUUUAUUGUU